Zophobas morio is the source of this 1342-nucleotide messenger RNA. RefSeq lists its product as uncharacterized. The record is from RefSeq and is a predicted model, not a curated record. The transcript has 5 exons. Bases 686 to 1012 code for a protein of 108 amino acids. NCBI's taxonomy places the organism in Eukaryota, Metazoa, Arthropoda, Insecta, Coleoptera, Tenebrionidae.
GAGGCGCAUUCGUCUAAAUCGAGGCAGUCACGGUCACAUUGUGCCCGACCUGAAGUUAGUGAACUGCGAUGUUAUAAUUGCAAUCGUGCUGGUCAUUUGAAGCGAGAUUGUCGUGAAGCCAAGAAGGAGCCAGUGUGCUUUGGAUGUGGACGACGAGGCGUUAUCCGACCUAACUGCCCAAAGUGUUCAAAAAACUAGCAAACAGGCAACACGCAUCCAAGAGCCCACGCGAGUUGUCUGGUGUAUAUCAAAAGGCUCAGAAAAAAUGUGGCAUCUCACCACACGAGUGGAGAGAGUGGUUGGCGAAGGUGAAGAGUUUUUGCGGUUCUUUAGCAAGAUGUCCAAAAAGGUGUAUAAAAAAGGCAUCGUUUAAGCAGAUGCUAUGUUUGAGGUAGACAAAAAAUGUGAUAGUCGGCCCCAUUUGAAAAUUGAAGCGUAUGGACAUUCAUUGGUUGCAUUAGUAGAUAGCGGAGCGUCAAUUUCGGAACAGAAGGUGUGAAUACUGCAGAAGGACGUAUGCAGAAAAUUACGGGGUACGUUCAGUUACCUAUAUCGGUAGAUGGAACGUGCAAAGUCAUGAAGUUUUGGGUGGUACCGACCAUCCGCCAUUUUGUAAUCUUGGGUAACGAUUUUUGUGAGAAAUUUGGAACGGUAAUAGAUUGGAAUCAGAAAACGAUUGUUGUGAAUGAUAAACGUGAGGGAUGCGAGGGGAGAGUUGAAUAGCGACCAAGAACAAAACUUGAGAGAGGUUAUUGGCAAAUUUAAGUCUCUUUCGUGGGAAGCAGGAACCAAGUUGGGUAGAACCAACAAAAUAAUUCACAAGAUUGACACCGGUGAAGCAGAACCAAUUAAGCAGAGAUAUAACAACAUGUCACCAUAUAUGUUACAACAUUUGAACGGCGAGUUAGACAAAAUGUUAGAAUUAGGGGUAGUACAGCCAUCCUCAUCCCCGUGGGCAUCACCAGUAGUGUUGAUAAAGAAAUCCUCAGAUUCCCUUAGAUGCCAACUCUAAAGAAAAGACUGCUUUUGUGAUACCAUCAAGAGGUCUAUAUGAAUUUAAUGUACUGCCGUUUGGGUUGAAUAAUGCAGCGCAAACUCAACAACGUCUUAUGGAUACGAUUUUUGGACCCUCUUUAGAACCAUUUGUCUUUGUGUAUCUAGAUGACUUACUGAUAGCGACACCCACUUUUGAGAAGCACGUAGAAGUGUUACAACAGGUAUAUGGAAAACUGCAUGACGCCAAUCUUACAAUUAACUUUAACAAAUGUGAAUUUUGUAGGGCGAGUCUUCGUUAUUUAGGGUUCGUAAUUGACAGACAGGGGUUGCGAACGGAUCCUGAGAA